Molecule: messenger RNA, 2079 nt
Organism: Aspergillus tanneri
Lineage: Eukaryota; Fungi; Ascomycota; Eurotiomycetes; Eurotiales; Aspergillaceae
Product: transcription factor domain-containing protein
Exons: 6
Coding region: 1-2079 (692 amino acids)
Biological process (GO): positive regulation of transcription by RNA polymerase II; DNA-templated transcription
Cellular component (GO): nucleus
Molecular function (GO): sequence-specific DNA binding; zinc ion binding
Source: RefSeq, a predicted model, not a curated record
AUGGAGGAUACAGUAGGCGAUACAGCAGAGUCUCCGGCCCUUUUAGGGAGGAGCCGUCAAAGCGAAGGACGUUUGUGGCUUGCCAGCGCUGUCACGAACACAAAAUCAAAUGCUCAGGAGAUCAACCCUGCAUCAAGUGUCAACAGGUGGGCUGCGCCGACGAAUGCGAAUACACCCGUCGAGACCGACAGGUCAGGCUACUUGGACGAACUUGUAUUAGAAAACCGACGGUUGAGAGAGCAAUCGGCCUUGGCCACCCAGACCGAAGCAGAUCGCGAGGAUCCGGAAGCCAUACCGCCACAACCUGCCGACGCGCCCGACGAAAGUAACACCAGCGUGCGCAACCCGCUUAUCGGGGAUCGUGCCUGGUUUCAUCGCUAUGAUCCUUCCGCGCCGCCUAUCUACGUCGGUGAGGCAGCCUGCACAGCGUUUGCUACUCGUUUCCGUCGCUUUCUGACAGGGAACAAUGCAACCGCGCAUAUACCGCGUACGCAGUAUGUCGAGGACGAAAGCAUCGCGGAGGCCAGCACGGCCAAUAUUCAAUGGCCGAGCCUGCAGCAGGCGAGGUUACUGGUCAAAAUUGCGUUGCGACAGGUUGGCUACAUUUACCAUCUCGUGCUGCACAAAUCGACGCUAGAAAAGCUCGAGGAGAUCUACCGAACUGAAGACUUUGAAUGUACGGUCAACAAGUGCAAGUUCUUUGCGCUGUUUGCAUUCGGAGAAGCGUACGCCAUGCGAGCCGAGCUGUCCGCUGGGUCCAGGGUGCCAGGAACGGCGUAUUUCGCUCGCUCCUUGAGUCUGGUGCAGGUGCCGCCGGAACGGACGAGUAUUACGCAUCUUGAGACUUUGCUGCUACUAAGCCUCUUUUCAUACUACCUCAACCGGCGCCAUUCGGCCCUAGUGUUGAUCGGGACAGCCAUGCGUCUUGGUCUCUCCAUCGGGCUAAACCACAACAUUCCGGAGACACAGCUCAUCGACCCGGUAGAGCGACAGCAUCGGGUGCGUAUAUGGUGGACUAUCUACGUUUUCGACCGCAUGUGGGCGUCCAAGAUGGGACAGCCGUCGCAAAUCCUCGACGAGGACAUCCAUCUUGACAUGCCAUCCAACGUCAGCCCGGCGCAACUGCACGGGGACCAGUUCUCCGAUACUGAUUAUCUCAAGGCUAAUAUCGAAUUGGCGCGCAUCGUGGGCGAGACCACCGCCAAGCUAUAUAGUCGACGCAAGUACAGCGAAACAUUCCUACAGCGUGUGCAGAAACUGUUGAAGGCAUUGAAGAACUGGGUGGAAACGCUGCCAGAGCAUCUGCGACUGAAUGAGGAAGACUUGGAGUUGAAUCGGAAGCCGAUCAGUUCGUUACAUUUGGCAUUCAAUCAGUGCGUUAUCCUCGCCACUCGACCGAUUCUGCUUCACCUCCUGAUCAAACUCAGCGAGUCCAACCGCACCAGCGACAUUUCCCAGCCCGUCCUCACACUAGGCGAAGCGUGCAUCCACGCCGCGCGCCACUCGUACUCGAUUAUUCUCACCAAAUGGAUCAAUGCGUCGUUGCCGGUCUUCGGCUACUUCCACGCACACUAUCUUUUCUCGCUCGCCUUGGUGCUUGCCAUGGCCAGCUUCCUCCCCAUCGGCAGUCCAUCCGACCUCGGGGCUUUCGAAACCAGCGUCGAGGUGCUGCGCUACAUGAGCGAGAAUGGGAAUCUCGCCGCUGCGGAAUUCUACAUGAACCUUGAACAGGUCAAGGAAUGUCUGGAUCGGUAUCGGGGGAUGACGACCACCAACCCUCACACCAGUACCUCCAAUCCCACUCACGCACGUAUUCCCUCGGUGGAAUCUACCCCUAUCCCAGCAGUUUCCACAGGUACAGCUGUCCCAAACCCAUCCAUUUUAACCCCAGAAGACGAACCCUACCCUUUGUCGAUGGGCACCGGCACAGCUGCGGUACCAGGUUUCACGACAGCAAUAACAUUUCUCGAACCCACGAUGCAAGAUUUCCUGGCACAGUCAGAUUUCGACUUGGGAUUGUUGCAUCCGGUGGAUACGUUUCUGAAUGAGGAUAGCUUUUAUACGAGUCAGAGAAUAUAA